AUGGCUUCAAGCGGUGAAGAUAAAUUAUUGAAAGUUUGGAGUAUUGACAAUUGGAGACCCGUGCCUAAACGUGUGGUCUCAAUUGCAUUCAAUUCCCAAGGAUCACAAAUCAUUACGGCAGACAAAUUUGGAGACGUUUACAGAUAUCCAAUAAACGCAUCAAAUGACAAUCAGAAUGCUGUAGAUUUAUUGUUAGGUCAUGUCUCAAUGGUCACUGAUAUGAUUUUAACACCUAAUAAUAAAUUUAUUAUAACGGCUGACCGUGAUGAACACAUAAGAGUCAGUAGAUUUCCAAAAGGUCAUAAUAUAGAAUCAUACUGUUUAGGCCAUACACAUUGUUUCAAAUCAAUUAAAGCAGGUGGUGAUGAUUAUAUUUUGUUAUGGGAAUAUGUUUCAGGAAAAUUGUUACAAUCUUUAAACAUUAAAAGUAUUAUUGAAAAUCAAAUUAAAGAACAAAACGAAAAAAAAUUAUUAACUUCAGAGUACAAUAAUAAUGAAUUUUCUGUGACCACAAUCACAAGCAGUUCAAUUUCAAAACACAUCGCUUUGGUUAUAGAAAAAUUUCCUGGAGUAGUAAUCUUGAAUUGGAAUGAGACUAAUCAAUCUAUUGAAUUUAAAACAAUUUUAUAUUCAAGUAUUGAUCCACUUGAUAUUGCGUACGAUCUUCGAGGAAACUUGUGGGUUUCGAAUUCAUUAUUAAGUGAUGACGACGAUAAAGAUGAUAAAGAAUUAAUAACUUUAUUUAUAAGAAAUGAGGAUAAUGAUCGGUAUGAAAAAAGUUCUAGUGACCAUCCUUUAUUAAUUCAAAUUAACAAGUAUGGGUCUGUUCAAGGUAAAUAG
Messenger RNA from Entrophospora candida, 840 nucleotides. NCBI's taxonomy places the organism in Eukaryota, Fungi, Glomeromycota, Glomeromycetes, Entrophosporales, Entrophosporaceae. The record is from the annotation of a GenBank genome assembly.